CAUCAUCUGAAAAAUGGACGGUGCAGAGCCAUCGUCUCCAAAUUCUCACAACUACUCCCCUGCCGAGCACAAUCUUCUUCAACUUCAUCGCGUUCUUCACCAAUGGCUGCAAUUUCCAGUCUCAAACCCUCCAUCUCCAUGUCUCGUUCGUUUCACAUAUCUUUCACCGCGCCUUCUUUACCAAAUUCAAUUAAACCCCUCGAAAAUCUCCACUCUCCGAGCUCGUUUCCAAUGAGAAUCAAGCUCAAUCACGUUCCUCCAUUAUCAUUAUCUAGAAGAUUGUUCGUUCCUUCCGUCUCUGGAAUUUGGGACGCCCUAACAGGGGGAAACAACCCUCGCGACGCUGUUACUGCUAUUCGACGCGGAAUGCUUCUCUUCAGAGAGGGCGAUGUUUCAGGAUCUUUAGCAGAAUUCGACAAGGCAAUUGAAUUGGAUCCUCGUCAAAAGGCAUAUCUUUGGCAAAGAGGGCUUUCACUUUACUAUCUUGAUAGAUUUGAAGAGGGAGCCGAGCAGUUCCGACUAGACGUUGCACAAAAUCCGAACGACACAGAGGAAUCUAUUUGGUGCUUUGUUUGUGAGGCUCAAUUGUAUGGAGUUGAUGAAGCAAGAAGGCGAUUUCUUGAGGUAGGUAGAGAUCCACGAUCAGUCAUGAGGGAAGCUUAUAAUAUGUUUAAAGAUGGUGGCCAUCCUGAGAAUCUUGUUGCUGCCUUCUCAAGUGGCCGUGAGAAUGAAUACUUUUAUGCUUCUCUAUAUGCUGGGCUUUAUCACGAAGCAGAGAAAAAAUUGGAUGCUGCCAAACAGCAUAUAGUUGCAGCUUGCCAGUCUCCAUAUGGACAGAGGUCUGAUGAUUACAUGGCCGCUCUUGCCAAAGUUCACUGCCUCUGUCGAAACUGGAGUUGAAGUUAGUACAAUUUUCAGCUAAUUGCUUUGAUGCCAUAUUCUACAAUUUCUCUCUUUUCCUUCCCGUGUUCACUCUAGCGUUUUAGAUCGGAAUUCAAAUUCUAACGAUAUCAUAUGAGGAUGCCUGAACCAAAUUGGUUCGGAUCGUAAUCUAUCCAUUUCAAGUGGGUUGAAAAAAAAAAGAAGGUGCAUUUUGGUCUUUUUUUCGUUGAAUCCAACAUGGGAGUGGAGAGGAUUCAAGCCUCGGGUCUCUUAGUCAGAUUAUAUAUUUUAACUUGUUAAUUUAUGUUCGAAUUGACUCUAACUUGUUGUGAGAGUGAGUAAGAUUCAAGUCCUCGAUCUCUUAGUCAAGAAUAUAUGCCAUAAUUAGUUAACUUAUAUUC
Molecule: messenger RNA, 1283 nt
Organism: Cucurbita moschata (crookneck pumpkin)
Lineage: Eukaryota; Viridiplantae; Streptophyta; Magnoliopsida; Cucurbitales; Cucurbitaceae
Exons: 8
Coding region: 103-900 (265 amino acids)
Cellular component (GO): chloroplast
Molecular function (GO): protein binding
Source: RefSeq, a predicted model, not a curated record